Molecule: messenger RNA, 1698 nt
Organism: Anneissia japonica
Lineage: Eukaryota; Metazoa; Echinodermata; Crinoidea; Comatulida; Comatulidae
Exons: 12
Coding region: 1-1587 (528 amino acids)
Source: RefSeq, a predicted model, not a curated record
AUGGCGAGCAAAAGAUUUGGGCGAAAUUUUCACAUAUUUCGAACUAAAUACAGCAGCUCCAGCUUACCAAAUCUGGAGGAUUUGAUAUUUUCUCAAAAAGCACUCAUCAACACUAUAGGAAAACUGAAGAAAAACAUACAUGAUAUGUCAACGUUAUCGGUGGAAUGGUCAAAAUCGGAGAGUAAUCAAGCCUUUUACGAUGUUUUUACUAACUGGGUAACUUUGGAUAAUGUGCUGUGUCUCUUUAUAAACGACUUACACAAUCAGUGCACCGAGGUUUGCUUGAAAUUUAAAAUGAUUAAAGAAAAACACAAAUUUAUCAAUUCAUUGAGAAAGAAAAAGGAGGCGAAAACAACAGAAGUUAGAAGACUACGGAAAAAGAAAAACACCUUGAAAUGGGUAAGACAGAGAGGAGACAACGACACGUUAGAAUUUGAACUGACAAAGGCACUAGCCGAUCUUGAUGAAGUAACAGCUACAUUGAGAACAGAAAUCAACAAUUUCGAGAUAACAAAGGCCAGGACAAUAAAGGAUGCUUUGACCACGUAUAGCCAAGGCUGGUUGAAAUUCUCUGCUGAUAGUCAGAAUAUAUUCACUGCACAGUAUCAGAUUGCGUCAGAGAUGUCAGGAAAACCGGAAAGACAGCAUUAUAAAUCGAUGGACGUCAAUAAACUUAUAGUAAAUAAUGCAUUACAAAAAAUGAAUUUGACAAUUCCAGAAUUAGAGUCUCCUGAUUCGCGACGGUCAACGAAAGCUAAAGGUCUGAAUAAAGGCAGGCUUUCUCUACUUAAUCGGCGAUCUACUAGAAGUCUGCCUAAUACAAAAGACAGUUCCCCAGACCUAGAAAGAAAGAAUGAAAGAGAGGCACUACCGGAUAAAGAUUUUUCAAAUAUCAACAUAAAACCAGAGAAGGAGCCUGAUCGGGUUGACGUGUAUGAGCCAGUAAAUAUAGGAUACACCACCACUGACCGUGAUGACAACGAUGAAGACCCUAUAUAUCAUAGUGUAGCUUGCAGGACAAACAUUUCGGUACCGAGUUUGGUUGAGGAUGAAAGUUCGGGAGGGAGUUUGGUUGAGGAUGACGAUGACGAUGACGAUGAUUAUAAUUAUGUUAUUCCAAAUAGCUACAAGGAUAAAGGAAUAGUAUCGGCCCAAAUCAGUCAAACAGACUCUGAAAUUGUCGAAGAAGAAAAAGAUAACGAAAUAUAUGCCGUGUACAUAGGCCUAUCCGGCAUGAAUUAUGGAGAAUGUUGUAAAGACGCGCAAGAAGACCAAGAUAAAGACAAACAUUGUCAUGUCUUGGACAAAUCAGAUUCAGUAGAACCGUCUGCAAAUUAUCCACAGUCUAUUGGCAACGACCCCGAGACAUCGAGAAGCAUUGAAACAACGUCAUCCAGACAAACCUAUAAAGCUAAUUCUCCCGAUACUGUUAUUAAAGAGGCAGCUUCAAACAUUGCUGCUAAUUCUUCUAAACAACCAGGUGAUGAAGCGCAGAACAAAGGUAAAAAACCUCCCAUAAAAGAGAAACCAAUUCGUUUGCGUGGAACCAGAAACGUCACAAGGGAAGUCAAAGAAACUAAGGAAUAAAAACUCGGGCUUUAUUUUCACUCACAUACCGUAAAACCUCGAAUUGAAGCCCUGGGCUGCUUUUUUUUUUUCUUGUGAACUUGGAAGGGCUUCUUUUCAAGAUGGGCUUCU